AUGGGCAAUAGCAAUUCCACAUUCAUCGCUCAAAAUUUUGGUAAUGUCAAUAAUAUUGAAUCUGUUUGCGAGGCUAUAAAAAUUCCUGGGGCUAAAGAUUAUCCAAAAGAUGGUCUACAAGCACAGUUAUCUUGGAUUGACAAAUCUGCGCUGGAUUACUUGAAGACUAACUGGUCCCAACACUAUAAAUAUGGCUGGGAUGGCAUUGAAACUAAACCUGGUGGCGCGACAAGUUAUGGUACACUUUUCGGAACGGGAUGGUUUGAUCAGAAUUUCACACUUUCGAAUGUAUCUGAUUAUUUUCAGACAGAAAUUACAGAAGGUUUUACUCAAUCACAACUUGUGACUUUAAGCAAUGAAAUUGCCAAAAAUCUUCAGCAAUUAUUUAAUGACCCCGAACAAGGCUUUCGGAACGAUGUAAUAACUAUCACCAUCGGGGACACCAAAGUCAAUGUUUUCUAUGGAGGAGGGACUUUCAAUG
Molecule: messenger RNA, 481 nt
Organism: Entrophospora candida
Lineage: Eukaryota; Fungi; Glomeromycota; Glomeromycetes; Entrophosporales; Entrophosporaceae
Source: the annotation of a GenBank genome assembly